CUAUGUGGUGGAAAAUACUGCGGAACGAAUGCUAAGUGCCAAGAUGAACAGUGCGUGUGUCUGCCCGGUUAUGUCGGUGAUGCCAAUGACGCCUGUGUGCCAGAAGAGCCCCUUCCAGAUAGUUGUGCGAGCAUUCAGUGCGGAUCGAACGCCUACUGCAAAGACGGUGCGUGCAUCUGCUUCCAGGGCUUCACCGGCGAUCCUUAUCUCGCCUGCCAGCCCAUUUAUGAUUCUUCGUGCAUUGGCGUGAGCUGCGGAGUCAACGCCUACUGUAUCCGCGGACGUUGUGCCUGUCCAGACAAUUACACUGGGGACCCUAAUUCCUACUGCUACAGCACCGCGCUGCCUCUUGUGGAUGAUUUGUGCACGAACCUGGCGUGUCAUGAGAACGCCACGUGUUCUGCUGGUAAGUGCCGAUGCAAUCAUGGCUUCGAAGGCGACGGCUUCAUUGACUGCUGGAGAAAAGAUCCAGGUUAG
Messenger RNA from Dibothriocephalus latus, 477 nucleotides. The record is from the annotation of a GenBank genome assembly. NCBI's taxonomy places the organism in Eukaryota, Metazoa, Platyhelminthes, Cestoda, Diphyllobothriidea, Diphyllobothriidae.